Molecule: messenger RNA, 756 nt
Organism: Rosa chinensis
Lineage: Eukaryota; Viridiplantae; Streptophyta; Magnoliopsida; Rosales; Rosaceae
Exons: 1
Coding region: 1-756 (251 amino acids)
Biological process (GO): protein ubiquitination
Cellular component (GO): cytoplasm
Molecular function (GO): ubiquitin protein ligase activity
Source: RefSeq, a predicted model, not a curated record
AUGACCACCAUAUUUGAGAGACGUGAAUUUAACACCGGCGUUUAUCAAAGGUAUGAAAACAGAAUGUUCCGAAGCAAAUCCUGCGUGGACGUACUCCCGAUCAAAUUCUUCCGGUGGAAGACAUAUGCAGACCAUAACCCAGAUAUCCAAGAUUUUGACGCUGAACCAGCAACUUUCUUAUUUUCAAAAGUUCUCAAGUUGCGGUUCUCGAGGGAGAGGGCAAGUGGAAAUGCAAAGACAACGAUGGAGAGACUUGCUAGGUAUCAAAGGGUCAUAGCUGGGUCUCCCAGGGAAGCAAACAAGUUAGAGAACAAGUUGGGUAGGUACCUUACCACAACUUUGGGAAUUCACGAAGAUGAUCAACCGUUUACUAUUGUAAAAAUAAUGGAAAUGCUCCGAAAAGCCGUCCCCGAUAAAGUUAUUGAAGUACACAUGCUGGAAAUGACAUUUAGAAGUACGAAUUGGUCCUUUCUGUGGGGCUUCGACGAGGAUGGGGACGAUAUAUACUACAGGGCUAAGCUGGUUCCUGCUCCGAAAUCAUUCAUCGAGUCUCUGGAGGAAGUGAGACUACUUGAUGAUGAUGAUAAUCUGGAAUUGCUUGGAUUGGAGUGUCCUAUUUGUAUGCAGGUGUUUGCAGAUACCAGCAUUACUCGGUUGCCAUGCUCACACUAUUACCAUCGAGAUUGCAUUGUCCAGUGGCUCCAGAUCAAUCAUGUCUGUCCCACUUGUCGACACCCUAAUGCUCCGAUGAGUUGA